AUGGCUCCUCCUCGUCAGCACGCCAGACUGAGAGACAUUACACCUCUGAUCGAAUCGCUGCGCAAAUCCUCAGGUGCCCCUGGUCUGGCUAUUGGCGUCAUUCAUCGCGGCAAGAUUGUCCACGAGCAGUAUGUAGGCUACCGAGAUGUCGAGAACAAAGCACCUGUCGACGAGAAUACUUUGUUCUACGUAGCGUCUCUCAACAAAUCCAUGACCGCUACAUGUGUGGGGAUCUUGGUCGAGGACGGGGAAUUGGGCUGGGACACGCCGAUUCACGAUAUUCUGCCUGAGUUGUCGAAAGAUAGUCCGCUCUGCUUGGCCAAGCUCAAUGUGGCAGACGUACUCAGCCAUCGCACCGGCAAAGCCUGGGCGGACGCGCUCUACCUCGAAUCUGGCAAUCGCAUUCUUCUGCCCAGGAAACAAUCUAUUCCCAUCAUAAAUCACAUACCGCAAGUCGCCCCUGUGCGCUCCAAGUACAUGUACAACAACCACAUGUACAACUUGGCAGGCUUGGUCAUUGAACGUAGCAAUGCGGCGCUUCCCUACAAUAUCCUUUCCAACAGGGAACCGUGGGAGCUGCCCCAAUGCAACGCCUCCAGCGAGACCAUGAUGUUCGCGGGCCAGUCCGUGAGGACGAGUAUGGCGGAAUUGCUCCAAUACGCCACAGCGUAUUUCGAGGCAGCAGAAAAGAUCUCGCCCCAUUCCGAUGGGAAGGAUAAAGCGCCAGACGGACACAAAAGCCCCCUUAUGCAAAUAGAGGGAAUCUUGCAGCCACACAUCUGUCGACGGGUACCGGGUGCAUUGCUCGAGCAGACAUACGGCCUUGGCUGGAACAGAACACAAUUACCCGGGUCAUUGGAUUUUGGUUGGAAAUCGAGCCUAGUAGAUGACUUUCCACGCCUCGGCGAGAAGACCGGCACAGCUGUUGUCGUCUUGCAGAACUCGCUGGGAUUGUGUGACGUGGCCGACCUGGUUUCGCAGGCCGUCGUCGAUACUCUGAUGGUCGGUAAGCCGAUGCGCGAUUACCUAGACCUCGCCAAUCGAUGCGCUGCAAAGUCCGUCCUUCGGAUGGACGAAGUGGAGGCCAAGCUGGAGCAGGAGGGUAUCCUGAACACGAAGCCACGGGAGCUGGAGGCGUAUGUAGGUCGAUAUAUGAACUCGGCGGGGAAUUGGUUCAUUGAUAUCUGUAUCUCCGAGUCUGAAGGCCUGCAGCUGAGAGUUCUUGGGUUGGAAGAGGAGACGUACGAGCUGCGGCACUAUCAUUACGAUACCUUUGCGUGGAAUCAGUCGUAUGAUGAGAUGGUCAAGAGGGCGCAGUAUAUCAGGGCCGGGCAAAAGGACUGUGCGGGAAUCACGCAGCUGAGGUGGCGGCAUGACAGGACAGUUCCUGAAGGCGAAGUGUUCCAGCGUCUCAACGAGGCCUGA
This is a messenger RNA of Emericellopsis atlantica, 1425 nucleotides long. Its product is annotated as beta-lactamase/transpeptidase-like protein. The transcript is spliced from 4 exons. Lineage: Eukaryota; Fungi; Ascomycota; Sordariomycetes; Hypocreales; Bionectriaceae. The record is from RefSeq and is a predicted model, not a curated record. Bases 1 to 1425 code for a protein of 474 amino acids.